UCUUGGCAAAACCCAAAGACCUUUCUUAAAGAAAUCUAUAGUCAGAACUUUAUGCUGCAUUUUUACUCAGGAAAGGAACAGAAAGAGAAGGGCAUUAUCUCCUAGGAAUUCAGCACUGGAGAGACGAGGAAAAUUCUUCCAAGGAUGGUCUCCCACUCAGAGUUGAGGAAACUUUUCUGUUCAGCAGAUGCAGUGUGUUUUGAUGUUGAUAGCACAGUCAUCAGAGAAGAAGGAAUUGAUGAGCUGGCCAAAAUCUGUGGAGUUGAGGAUGCAGUGUCAGAAAUGACACGGCGCGCCAUGGGCGGGGCAGUCCCUUUCAAAGCUGCUCUCACAGAGCGCUUGGCGCUGAUCCAGCCCUCCAGGGAACAGGUGCAAAAGCUCAUAGCAGAGCGUCCCCCACACCUGACUCCUGGCAUAAGGGAGCUGGUAAGUCGCCUACAGGAGCGAAAUGUUCAGGUUUUCCUAAUAUCUGGUGGCUUUAGGAGUAUUGUAGAGCACGUUGCUGCAAAGCUCAAUAUCCCAGCAACGAAUGUAUUUGCCAAUAGGCUGAAAUUCUACUUUAAUGGCGAAUAUGCAGGUUUUGAUGAGACGCAGCCAACAGCCGAAUCUGGUGGGAAAGGAAAAGUUAUUAAACUUUUAAAGGAAAAAUUUCAUUUUAAGAAAAUAGUCAUGAUUGGAGAUGGAGCUACAGACAUGGAAGCCUGUCCUCCUGCUGAUGCCUUCAUUGGAUUUGGAGGAAAUGUGGUCAGGCAACAAGUAAAGGACAACGCCAAAUGGUAUAUCACUGAUUUUGUAGAGCUUUUGGGAGAAUUGGAAGAAUAGUAUUCAUUUUUAUACAGCUCAUAACAACUUGAGAUUAAUUUUAUAAAGUUAUACACAUUGAUACUGUUGGCUUACAAUUGCCCAUUCCAACUUGAUAUAUGAAGUUGGUACCGAUCAUCUGUACUUUCAAGUAAACUACAGUUAGGACCCCUAGAAGAUUGCCUUUUUUUAAAACUGUAAUUCCAGUAUUAUUAUGACCAUUAAUUACUUGGAGAGUUUUAUAAUCUGAAUUCUUUAUGUAUAUUCCUAGCCAUAUUUUAUAUGAAGCCUUUUAAGGGUGGAUAGUAAAUUAAACAUCUUUAUUAUUGGAAGUAUGGAUUCAGUAACCUAAACUGAAUAUUGGUUUUCCCUUUGGUAUAUAAAUAAAAGUUUAUCCACAUAUCAGCA
Carlito syrichta (Philippine tarsier) is the source of this 1209-nucleotide messenger RNA. RefSeq names its product phosphoserine phosphatase (gene PSPH). Lineage: Eukaryota; Metazoa; Chordata; Mammalia; Primates; Tarsiidae. Gene Ontology annotation, molecular function: L-phosphoserine phosphatase activity; magnesium ion binding. The record is from RefSeq and is a predicted model, not a curated record. The transcript has 6 exons. Gene Ontology annotation, biological process: L-serine biosynthetic process; dephosphorylation. The coding region runs from base 145 to 822 and encodes 225 amino acids. Gene Ontology annotation, cellular component: cytoplasm.